Molecule: messenger RNA, 3988 nt
Organism: Cottoperca gobio
Lineage: Eukaryota; Metazoa; Chordata; Actinopteri; Perciformes; Bovichtidae
Gene: fam168a
Product: family with sequence similarity 168 member A
Exons: 8
Coding region: 197-871 (224 amino acids)
Source: RefSeq, a predicted model, not a curated record
CUUCGGGUGAAAGCUGUCUUCUCUGCGCCACUGGUCCGACAAAACGCUGCUGUAGCAGAGCCAGUCCGCACCGACCCGAGGCAGAGCAGACACACAGGAGAAAGCACGUACGCACACGGGAAUCAUUUUUUGUUCGACCGAGUGGCUUUGAUUUGCAUAUCCACUUCCACUCCUUCCUCAUUUGCAUACAGCAAGAAUGGCGGGCGGGCAUCCCACAGACAAAUUCAGUUUCAUGUAUCAACCAGACACGCACAAGAGUAAGAACAGGUUAGCUUCAGCUAUGAAUCCAGUCUACAGCCCCGUUCAGCCUGGCACCCCCUAUGGAAACCCUAAGAACAUGGCCUUUGCAGGCUAUCCAGGAGGGUAUCCUGCCACGGCUCCCACCUAUACACCCAACCUCUAUCAAACAGGGAGUCCUGGGUAUCCACCAGGAUAUACUUCAGCAGGCACCCCAUACAAAGUGCCUCCAACUCAGUCAAAUGGAGCGCCCCCUCCCUACACCCCGAGCCCCACCCCAUACCCAACAGCCAUGUACCCCAUCCGCAGUGCCUACCCUCAGCAGAACUUAUACGCACAGGGAGCGUACUAUACCCAGCCAGUGUAUGCGGCUCAGCCACAUGUGAUCCAUCACACCACCGUGGUGCAGCCUAACAGCAUCCCCUCCACAGCCCUCUACCCUGCCCCCGUCCCCGCUCCUCGCAACAACGGCAUGGCUGCCAUGGGGAUGGUAGCUGGGACAACCAUGGCCAUGAGUGCAGGGACCCUGCUGACAACGCCCCAGCACGCUCAGAUUGGAGGACACCCAGUUACUGUGCCAACCUACAGGCCCCAAGGGACACCUGGGUACAGCUACGUACCGCCUCACUGGUAGAGCCCACCCAUCAUAUCUGGAGUCCACCAUCGUAUGCAACUGCUCAAAUCUUACCCGGGCUCCCACUGGUAACCAUGGGAACUCGGCACCUGUCUGCAAGAACAAAACUAAAGUGCAACAGCCACUUUACUAUUAUUGUUAUUGUUAGUAUGCGACAUUCUCUAACGUUUUUACAAAAGCUGCUUUUCUUUUUUUCUUCAUUUGCCAACCAGUCAUUACCUUAUUUUGUAUGGCUUUUUUAUUUUUUAUUUUAUCUCCUCACUUUCUUUUUGAUGUGUCUGUCAUUGGAACUCCAGAAGGACUCUUGACCAAUCACGGGUGUCAGUUGCUCCUGUUUUGUGUUGUGCUGGUGUGUGUGGUCCUUCCUGCUGCUGCUGCUCAGUUGGCUGGAAAAUAUCAGGCACUUAUUCCUUAUUAUCAUCUUCUUCAGUCACUACAAAGACUUAUUGACUUAUGCUGCCAAAUUUCUAAGAACUAGAUAUCAGCACAGCGUUUUAACCAAUUAAGCAUUUUAUUUUUUGGGUUAUUUCAUUUCUUGAUAUUCUCUUUCUGAAUUACUUUUUUCUAUAGACUUUCCUUCCUACCUUUUUUUAAAAUCCGCUUUUUUUUUCAUUUUCAGUCGUCUUCCAGCGCGUAGCUGUCUGUCGGGCAGUAGUCAGUCCAUCAUCCCUGUCGUUACGUCUCCGUGUGAGUGCUAUGAGCAGAGCACUUACUGACCGUUACCCAUCCUGCUGCGUGUCCCACUGUUUCCACAUUAGCAUAGUACACACUAAGAAAACAUCACCUACUUCAUGCUACAUACUAUGCAGGCUAGUAUGUUGUGACACUUUCGAAAUCUUAACCUUAGCGUAGGUCAAUGCGUUUAGAAAAUGUAAGGAUAUUUAUAAUAACCGUGUCAACAGCGUGGGUGGUUGUGCACACUUUCUCUCACACAUACACACACACACACACACACACACACACACACACACACACACAGGGGCUCCUGUGUCUGAAAACGCAUGAUCAUUUAGUGACACUUACUGUACAAUACGUCCAGUUAAGUUGUUACUGAUCAACACACACACACACACACACACACAUGACAUGGAUUUCUACGGGUGUGCAUGACAGACAGCAGAGAAGGAGUUUAAAGGGAUUGUGUUGGCGAGAAGAGCAGGACGAGACGAGGAGAGCAGAGCAGGCAACAAGGAAGGAGGAGAUCACAUAAUCACAGUCGGUUCAUUACAUUUCAAGGUACAAGACAUUUUAAGUUUGUGCAUCUCACCUGCAAGAGAACACAGACACUCUGCUAUUUUUGCACUACAUGUAUUGUACAUUGAGUCCUCACUGCGAUUACGUCGUCUCCUCCUCCCGUCCUUCUUCCACGCGAGGACUUUGUAACCAAACACUCAAAAAUAGAACCCCGGGCUCUUGAAGAUGCAUCUAAUAUUGGACCAGUCAAAUAGAUAUGUGCUCAUCGAUGGAUAGGAUCCGAAUCCACCAGUCCAUUCCACAGUUCUGUGAGUGCUGAAAGACCAAACCAAUGACAUGGGUGGUUGUGCACCACAUUUGGGAAGAAAUUGUGUCCAAGCAGAGGGCUGUAAUGUGUACACCGGGUCCAUGUCAUAGGGAUGAUUUGUUAUUCUCUGAAUCUUUGAAUCCAAAUUUUAACUUUGUGGGUAUUACCAUGUGAUUUGCAAGAGCACCGUAGUCAUAAAAGUGCUGGUUUUAGUGUUCAUGGCUACAACAAUUUAAGAAUAUUAAGACAUUUAGCAAGAGUGCCGUAAUGACGCAGUGUCACUCGGUGACAUACCCAGUAAGUUUAAACGGGUAAGACCAGUUGGCUUUUGAGAAUUUUAGUAGUUUUUAAUGAAAAAAGGAUUAAUCCAUUUGUUUUUGUUUUUUGUUUUGUUCCAAAAUUCUGGAAAUGUACACAUAUCUGCUUUUACUGACAUUUAAACAUUAUUCUCCUUUUUUUCAGCAUAACCUUGAUAAUAUGAGCCAAUGAGACAUGGACCAUAUACAGCCAUUUUAUGUUGCUUUUUUUUAUGCUUAUACAUGUAAAGGCAUUUAUGUGCAAAGGCAGUAUAGUGACCCAUCUUAAUAAAACACUACAAACCUACCGAGUGGUGGUGGGGUUUAAUAUUUAGGUGAGGCGUGUGGCAUUUUUCAGGAUUUACACACAAAAAAAGGACUAAAAUCACAACUUCAUGAUCUGUAGAGUACAGAUUUGUAUAACAAAAAGCAUUUAUUGCGCCGGUAUGUAGAUGGAGUGGUUUGAUAUUGCAAUAAAAUAAGAGGGAAUGCCUCCAACUGUUCACUUACAGUAAUUAUUUUAUCAGCAUUUUGAAUUGAUAAAAAAAAAAAAAAAAGCUUAUUGUAAUCUCUAAAUAUGGACAACUGGCUCUGUAUGCAGCCUCCAUUCAAUAAUAAUUACAGUUACUGCUAAGAAGAUACGUAGAACAUAUCAGAAAUUUGGGUAUCGAAUAACUUUGUGAGGAAAUAUUGCACAACAUAAGAAAAAAAGAAACUUGACUAUAAUUUAAUGCUAAGUAACAGGUACCUGGGCUUUGUAGUGAAGUAGGGAGGAGCAAUUUAUAUUGUAAUUAAAAAUAAAACAAUAAGGUUGCGUGUUUGAGGUAUUCUUAGUCCAGAUGUUUGUACACUUGUAGGUUAACUCUCAAGAAAAUAUUGCAUAAUGCCGCUGUCGGAUGAAAACCAAUCUUUGAGCCUUAUUUUUAACAUGCCCCUUGGAUUUUAGAAAAAUGUCAAGUGGAUGUUAUCGGGUUAUGAAGUGUUCCCACCGCGUAAGGGUCUUGUACAUUUGAAUUCAAGCCAGUAAAAACUGAAAAGAAUACAGAAAGUGGGUUUUCUUGCGACAGCAGUAAAGUUACUCGUCAUUAGGAUUUAUUUAACCAACCACUACUUCUGUCAGUAUUUCGCAAUUAAAUCUUAUGGGGGGUUUUUUUUUUUUUUUCUUCUUUCCCUCUGGUCAAUUGAGCAUAAUGGGUAUGCAUAAUACUCAGGUGUAUUUCACUAUAGCAUUGGAGCUCGAAGUUUAAAAAAAAAAAAAAAAAAAUGCAGUAUAUUUAUACAGCAAGUGGUACAGUAAUGUAUUUCUAGCUAAGCAUGGUU